AUGACAUCACAGCCUGGCGGGAAUCCCCCUGUCGUCUCCAAGGGCUACAAGGCCAAGGGAGAGUACAAGACUAUCAAUGGAUUGAAGACUUAUGUGACCGGUCCCGAGGAUGCCUCGAAGGCUAUCUUGGUCGUAUUCGACAUUUUCGGCUUCUUCGAUCAAACAAUCCAGGGCGCAGACCUGCUCUCCACUUCCACCGACCAGAAGUACCGCGUCUUCAUGCCAGACUUCUUCGAGGGUUCACCAGCAGACAUCUCGUGGUACCCACCCACAACCGACGAGCACAAGGAGAAGCUCGGUGCCUUCUUCUCAAACCAAGCCGCUCCCCCGAAGACCCUAUCCAAGAUCCCGAGCGUCGUGGCCGAGAGCAACAAACUAGCCCCCGGCGGUUCGUUCCAGUCAUGGUCGAUCCUGGGCUUCUGCUGGGGUGGUAAGAUUGCUUCGCUAUCAUCCGGUGCUGAGAACAAGAUCUUCAAGGCUGCUGUUCAGUGCCACCCUGCUAUGGUGGAUGCAAAUGACGCCAAGGCUGUCAACAUCCCUAUGGCGCUGCUGGCUUCUGGGGACGAGCCGGUGCAGGAUGUCAAGGACUUUGAGGCGAACCUUAAGGUUCCUAAGCAUGUUGAGACAUUCUCUUCUCAGAUUCAUGGUUGGAUGGCUGCUCGUUCGGAUUUGGAGAAUCCCGAGGUUCGUAAGGAGUAUGAGAGGGGAUACAAGACUGUUCUUGAGUUCUUCCACCAGCACUCGUAA
Messenger RNA from Penicillium brevicompactum, 747 nucleotides. RefSeq names its product dienelactone hydrolase family protein. The record is from RefSeq and is a predicted model, not a curated record. NCBI's taxonomy places the organism in Eukaryota, Fungi, Ascomycota, Eurotiomycetes, Eurotiales, Aspergillaceae. Gene Ontology annotation, molecular function: hydrolase activity. The transcript has 4 exons. Bases 1 to 747 code for a protein of 248 amino acids.